Molecule: messenger RNA, 1338 nt
Organism: Aspergillus niger
Lineage: Eukaryota; Fungi; Ascomycota; Eurotiomycetes; Eurotiales; Aspergillaceae
Exons: 2
Coding region: 1-1338 (445 amino acids)
Biological process (GO): nucleoside transmembrane transport
Cellular component (GO): plasma membrane; fungal-type vacuole membrane
Molecular function (GO): nucleobase transmembrane transporter activity; nicotinamide riboside transmembrane transporter activity
Source: RefSeq, a predicted model, not a curated record
AUGGACCGCAUCCGCGGGCUUAUCGCUCGCCGGCCUACGUAUGAAGCAAUCGAGCAGCCGGUUGACGCCGACGACGAGAGCAUCCGCUUAACUCGUGAAGAGGAACAGCAUCCCCGUUUCUCCAAAUAUGAAUACGCAGUAUUCUUUCUCUUGGGAGUAUCUAUGCUAUGGGCAUGGAACAUGUUCCUCGCCGCUGCACCAUACUUCUACCACCGUUUCCACACAGACGACUGGGCAGCAACCCAUUAUCAGCCUUCAAUAUUGACCGUAUCCACCGUUACUAACCUAGGUUCCUCGUUCAUCCUGGCCAAGCUACAGAAGGGAGCGUCCUAUCCGAAGCGUGUCACCAUCUCUCUGCUUAUCAACAUCGUGGUGUUCACGCUCCUGGCCUUCUCCACCAUCCUGAUGAAGGAUGUCGCAGUAAGCACAUACUUCAGCUUUCUCAUGAUCAUGGUGUUUGGGGCCAGUCUUGCGACCGGAAUAAACCAGAAUGGCGUGUACGCUUACGUCUCCGGCUUUGGAAGAGAGGAGUAUACCCAAGCCAUCAUGGGCGGCCAAGGCGUAGCGGGUGUCCUACCCUGCAUUGUCCAGAUCCUCUCCGUGGUCUCCGUGCCAAGUAAGAAGGAAGGACAAAAAGCACCACAGGAGUCCUCCAAAUCCGCUUUCGCCUACUUUAUCACGGCGACAGCCGUGUCGUCCUUUGCUCUGCUAGCCUUCCUAUCCCUCGUCAAGCGACGCGCAUCCUCAACCCUCUUAGACCCAACGGACGACCACAGCGACCCAGAUGUGCCAGAGAACAAGUCUGUCAGCCUCUGGACGCUCUUCAAAAAGCUCCGCUUCAUGGCCUCGGCCAUCUUCCUCUGCUUCACAGUCACCAUGACCUUCCCUGUCUUCACAGCGGAGAUCGAAUCCGUCCACGACACUCCCGGACGAUCUCGACUCUUUGAUCAGGCCGUCUUCAUCCCUCUUGCAUUCUUCUUCUGGAAUGCAGGUGAUCUGAUGGGCCGAAUGCUCGUCCUGUUUCCCCGUCUCUCCCUUGUUAACCGUCCCUUCGUGUUGUUCCUCUUUUCGAUUGCUCGAGCCGCAUUCAUCCCGCUGUAUCUUCUCUGCAACAUUCGCGGCCGGGGUGCAGUCGUCGAAAGCGAUUUCUUCUACCUAUUUAUCGUGCAGUUGCUGUUCGGAAUAAGCAACGGGUACCUGGGAAGUAAUUGCAUGAUGGGCGUUGGACAGUGGGUGUCUCCUGAUGAACGUGAACCUGCAGGUGGGUUCAUGGGAUUGAUGCUCGUAGGUGGGCUGACUGCGGGAAGCUUGAUGAGCUUUCUGGUUGCUGGUGCUUGA